AGUUACUUAAUUACAAAUGUUGUUUUGUCUUUUCAGUACAUCAACUAUGGAAACCUGGAGCAGCUAUUAGACAGCAACCAGCAUCUGCCUUGGACAGUGAGGGUGAAAUUGGCAUAUGACAUCGCUAUGGGAAUCAGUUAUCUUCACUACAAAGGCAUUUUCCAUCGAGACCUUACAUCCAAGAACUGUUUAAUAAAACACGAUGAGAAUGGAUACUCAGCAAUAGUGGGAGACUUUGGUUUAGCAGAGAAAAUUCCAGAUCACAGUGAGAAGUUACCAGUGGUGGGGUCACCUUUCUGGAUGGCACCAGAAGUUCUCAGAGAUGAACCUUACAAUGAAAAGGCAGAUGUGUUCUCCUAUGGUAUAAUUCUGUGUGAGAUAAUAGCAAGAAUACAGGCAGAUCCGGACUAUCUCCCUCGCACAGAGAAUUUUGGAUUAGAUUAUGAUGCCUUCCAGCACAUGGUGGGAGACUGUCCCCCUGACUUCCUCCAGCUGGCGUUCAACUGCUGUAAUAUGGAUCCAAAGCUGCGUCCUUCGUUUGCUGAUAUUGUCAAAACACUGGAGGAGACUUUAAACCGCCUGAGAAACGAGGAUUCUGAGAGAGACAGGAAGUUUUUGAAUCUUGACAACAAUGAGAGAAAACCCAAAGGGUCAAUUGAAAAAGGACCAGGAGUAAAACGUUUGAGUUCCCUGGACGAUAAGAUUCCACCCAAGUCACCCCGUCCACGUCGGAAUAUCUGGUUGUCACGUAGCCAGUCGGAUAUCUUCUCUCGCAAGCCUUCCAGGAAGAUAAAUGUGCAGGACCCCUACUACACACCAAACAAAGGAUUAGGCCGGAAAGUUAAUCCCUUCAGUGCCCGGGAGGACCUCAAGGGUGGAAAGAUAAAAUUCUUUGACAUGCCAAGCAAGUCUGUGAUCUCUCUUGUGUUUGACUUGCAUUCUCCAGAGGCAGGUGGUUGCCUGAAAGCCAGCCAGUCCCAAUUCCGGCAGGCAUAUAGCACAGACUGGCAGGAAUUUUCCCUCCUUCCUGGGAGGAGAUGCAGAUCACUUCCAGUCUCUCCUGAAUUGGCACACAAAGAAUAUGGCCUGUUUAGUGGACUGUCUUCAACCAUCAGUAGAUGUGAUCCAACCCAGCUAAGUGCAGAGGUUCGGCAAAAGCUCCUGAGUAGCAGUAAAUAUGGUGUGUCAGAGAUUCCACCCUUUCAAGCCAAGCCUCACAGGCCAGAAUUUCUUUCUGUACCAGGACAAGAGGAGGAUAUGGACUGUUCGGAUGGGCCAGUGUCCCAGGAGGAAAAUGGAUUUUACUCUGAGAACACAUGUGAGAAUCCAGCACGUAAUCAACCAUUAGUGCUGGCCCAGUCAGAGCCAUUAUCUUACAAAGGGCUGCCAGUCGAGAAUUCAUUGAACUCAGAGGAACACUCCUCACAUGUGUUUGCUGGUUGUCUCCCUUCUGAAGAGAUGGAGGUGGAAGACAACCUGCUGAAAAACACACUGCUGGAGUCUACAAAGCCUCUGUUCAGCGUCUCUCCUUCCACGGAGCUGAGGACAGAUGCACGGCCAUUCAGGGAGCACGAUGGGGACAGCACUGUCCCGUUGUCUCAGACGUCCUCCAACAUCUCAGCAAGUGGCAGCACACGGCCAACUUGUGACAUAUGAAGAGAGGGCUCAAACGGAGCAUGUCCUCGAGGGAACCGUUGUUCCCAGUCACUUAAACUGUUCUUCAGUAGCGCUGCAUUUUGUGCUCAAAGGAGACCCAGCAGGUGGUAAAAAUGGGCUGUCAAACAGGUAGCUGAGGACAGCAUCUGAAGAGACUAAUGAUUUUAACUAUUUUCAAGCUAUGCUUAUUUCCUCCCUUGAUUUGCUUUAGGAGGGGAAACUACUGCAGCCAGAAUUUCCAUGUGAGCCCUAUACCUUAUAAAGAUAGUAACCAGAAGUAGACGGCACACAAACAGUUUGACCUGGAUUCCAGCAUGGAGCAUUUUGAGGCCUUAAGUUCCAGGUUGAGUGCAAAGAGCGACGCGUAGGGUUUCCCUCUUCCUCUGACUGACCAGCUGCUCUGAACUGCUGCAGAUUUUGCAUUAGCAUUCUGCAAGCAGUAUAUGUGAAUCAGAGCCUCUGUUCCAGAAAUGGGCACAGAUCUUUCAGAGCCGUGUUUAGCAGAUAGCAAUGCUUUCUUGUCCCAGUGCUGCUGUGAAUGCUGUUGCAGCAUUAAACAAGCUCUUCUUUCAAAAGUAGCAAAAACAAAACCCCUCAUGUUGGUUGCAGUCUGCAGGCUGAGUCACAUGAUAAGUACUUUCCAGUUAACAAGAGGAAUCUGUUCCCUGGUGUUUCAUUUUGCCAUGGGAUUUGUUAGUGAAGUGUAAUGCAUUAAUGCAUUAGUGUGGGGAAGAAAGAUGCAGUGAGCACCACUUUCUUUCUUGCACGGCUUUUAAUGUACCUCGACCCAGAUGUGGAGGAAGAUUUGCCCAGGGAGAAAAAAUGGAGCCAGUUUCCAGGCACUGUCAUUUUUGGGCUUUUUGAGGAACUGCCAGUGGAAGUACCAGUUGUACUGAGCUUUUGGGCUCUCCUCUCAUAAGACACCAUAAUCUAUUUCUGCAGAAUAGUUAAAUAUAAUUUCUAGAUGAACAGCUGUCACUAUGGUAGGAGGGUCACGUUCAGACCCCUCUCUGGUAGAACAUCCAUCUCAUUGAUGCCACUGCACUAAUGAUGUUAGUCGUGACUUCUGAAAAAGCAGACUGUUUGAUGGGGGACAAGAAUCCCCUCCUCCAGAGAAGCCACCAGCAGUGUUGCAGCCACAUGAGAGCUUUUGGAUAAGGAUAGAUAGAAGACUCACAGAUGGGCUUUUGAGUAGUCAAACUGAAGAAAAGUAACUCAUCCUUUUUUUUUAAAUUU
This is a messenger RNA of Meleagris gallopavo (turkey), 2892 nucleotides long. Lineage: Eukaryota; Metazoa; Chordata; Aves; Galliformes; Phasianidae. The record is from RefSeq and is a predicted model, not a curated record.